This is a messenger RNA of Trichomonas vaginalis G3, 753 nucleotides long. RefSeq names its product Rab-GTPase-TBC domain family. The transcript has a single exon. Bases 1 to 753 code for a protein of 250 amino acids. NCBI's taxonomy places the organism in Eukaryota, Parabasalia, Trichomonadida, Trichomonadidae. The record is from RefSeq and is a predicted model, not a curated record.
AUGAGUGUUGAUUUUCCAAGGACUCUCGGUUGGUUUAAUGAGAUGGCUCCUACAAUUGGAGCUGAAAUUUCGAAAGAAAUAGACGUUUUAGAAAUAAUAUCAAGAAUAUUUGCUAUUUUAGAGCGAGAACACCCUGAACUUCAAUAUACUCAAGGUUUCGAUCGGUACGCAUACAGCUUUUUUGCAAUGGCUUUAAGUUUUUGCCAAAAAGGCUCUUUGCCAAUCGAAUUCGGCGAAGCAAUUACAUAUCAUCUCGUUUGUAAUACAAUAAGCUUGCUUCCAAUGACAAAACUCCUUGAUGAUCAACAAAAAUUAAUGGAACAUUUUGACAGGCUUGAUAAGGUUUUAAUGAAUUAUGACUAUCAGAAAUACAAAUUACUUACAGAUUUCAAUGCUUCGAUCCUCUUCUUUGGAGUUCGUUUCGAAAUGUUAUUAUUUGCAGAUGAACACUCUUUUGAAGAAACUCUACGAAUAUGGGAUCAAAUCUUCGGUAGAUUAGAAAGUUAUGAAUACAUGAUAAACGCAUUUACCCUUGCUCAUGUUCAUCAGGCAAAAAUUGAAGAUGAUUGCCCGAAUGUCUUAGAAUCUAUACUUCACAACCAGAAAUGGGAUGUUGAUAAGCUUAUUUUAGAUGCAAAUGCAUUGCUACAUCAUCAGAAAAGUAUCAAAGAAACUUUAUGUGAAGCAUGUUGUCCAAAACUUACAAGAUUCCAUGGAUACUCGAUCGCUUCCGAUUUUGUGUUUUUCGAAUAA